Molecule: messenger RNA, 4145 nt
Organism: Diprion similis
Lineage: Eukaryota; Metazoa; Arthropoda; Insecta; Hymenoptera; Diprionidae
Product: zinc finger protein 271-like
Exons: 11
Coding region: 365-3481 (1038 amino acids)
Biological process (GO): regulation of transcription by RNA polymerase II
Cellular component (GO): chromosome
Molecular function (GO): chromatin insulator sequence binding
Source: RefSeq, a predicted model, not a curated record
CGCCAUGACAGUAGUCGUAUUUUCUCUAAACUGCAACAACAAUUAUUCUCCCGUGUAUUUUUGUAAAAUUAUCGAGGUUCCAGACCCGGUUCAUACCCUAUUCGGCACUCAUACUGCCCCGGGUUUUUCCUAGUUUCAUUCGGUGAUAUUUGUCGACGCGGUAGUCGCGGUGCGUGGCCAUUAUCGAGGGAUUUGCUUGUGGGUACCUGUGGCGAGGUGAGGUGUUGGAGAGGCGUCCCCCCUCGCGUCGGGACGCACGUCCCCGGCCUCGACGACCGAGAUGCCAGCCCCGCCAACAACAGCAAACACGUCAAGGAACGAUGAGCUACAGAUGACGAUUGUCAACAAUCCUCAUUGAACGAAGAUGAACGGGGAGCAGCAUGCACUGCCAGCGACUACGCAGGGGCAGCAAGAGGAAGUAAACGUGGGUCAAAGUGGUCGCCCUUCGUAUCCAAGUGGAUUGACCACUGGCUCUGGUCUUGGGAACGUAGGAAGUAUUCCCCAUUCGUCGGCAGAUCUGCGCGUAGGUACAGCCGUAGCCUUAGCCUCUUCGGUAGCUAAAUAUUGGGUCCUGACCAAUCUCUUUCCUGGGGCACCGCUUCCUCAGGUUUCGGUAUAUCACCACGCCCACCAUAAUUCCUCGCAUCGAACCGCCGCUGGAGACACGGCAAAUAAAGAAUCAGCAUCUGCGUUAUCUCAAGAAAUGGCAUUGGCUCAGAACUCUCAUCAGCAAGCAUCUACUUCGCAUCAUCAUCAGCAAACUUCGGUUAAUACCAACAAUCAACAUAACUCCCUGCACCCAAAUGCACAGAUUCCAGUAUCGCUGCCUGGUCUCAGUUUAGACGGUACCCAUAUAACCCCAAGUGUCAGCCAUUUGCAUGCGGCACAUGCACAAAUGCAGCAACAAAUGCAGUCCCAGCAGCAAUUGCAUCAGCAGCAACAGCAGCAGCAACAACAACAGCAGCAGCAGCAGCAACAACAGCAGCAACAACAGCAGCAACAACAACAACAACAGCAGCAGCAAUCACAUCAUCAAAUGCAAAAUCAUCAGACUAGUCAAAAUAGUGGGCACAGUCCGCCAAACCAGCCAAGUAAUCAACGGGAUGAAAAUAAAGUGAAAGAUGAAGGUGGAAGUUGUACUACUGAGAGAUGCAGUGAUAAUCAAGUACACUGUCAGGUUCAGUGCGACCUCCAGUUGCAACCACAGGCACAAGCCGACAUGCAACAGAAUUUAAUGCAGCAACAGCAGCAGCAGCAGCAACAACAACAACAACAACAACAACAACAGCAGCAGCAGCAACAAAUUGGGGUCAAUAUAGGAGGAAAUAGUUCUGCAGAUGGUGCAAAUCAGAACAAUUCUGACGGUAUGAAAACUGAGAAAGAAAAGGAAAUGCGUCAGCACAGUAUGGCACAAUUCCAGUUACCUGAUCUGAAACCUGGAGGACAUAUGAUGGAUGUAAGAACAGCCGAUGGUUCAGUAGUCAAAAUAAGUGCUGGUAGCGAACAGGAUCUUGCGAAGACACUGGGCGUUGAGAUGGUACAGAAUAUGUACAAGGUCAACGUCGAGGAUAUAAAUCAACUUUUGGCAUACCACGAAGUUUUCGGUAAACUACAGAGUGAAAUAGCUGCUGGAACAACAUUGGUAGGUGGUACUGUACCGACCCAAACAGUAACUACAAUACAAAACGGCACUCCGAUCGUGCAACAGGUUCAGUUGAAUAAAUUUGAUAUAAAAACAAGUGACGGAGAAGCAACCCCGGGACCAAGCGCAUCUCCUGUCUCCGUUGGUAGUCACGCCUGCGAAGUAUGUGGAAAAAUAUUUCAAUUUCGCUAUCAACUUAUUGUACAUCGGAGAUAUCAUACGGAGCGCAAGCCGUUUACAUGUCAGGUUUGUGGUAAAGCGUUUACCAAUGCCAAUGACCUCACACGCCAUGGUAAAUGCCAUCUUGGAGGUUCCAUGUUCACCUGCGCGGUCUGUUUUCACGUAUUUGCUAACGCCCCAUCACUGGAACGACACAUGAAGAGACAUGCUACUGACAAACCUUACAAUUGUACCGUUUGUGGAAAAAGUUUCGCCAGGAAGGAACACUUGGACAACCACACUCGAUGUCACACAGGCGAAACGCCUUAUAGAUGUCAGUAUUGCGCUAAGACGUUCACCAGGAAGGAGCACAUGGUUAAUCACGUUCGCAAACAUACCGGUGAGACACCACAUCGAUGUGACAUAUGCAAGAAGAGUUUUACAAGAAAAGAGCAUUUUAUGAACCACGUUAUGUGGCAUACAGGGGAAACUCCUCAUCACUGCCAGGUCUGUGGAAAGAAGUAUACUCGCAAGGAGCAUCUCGCCAAUCACAUGCGAUCCCACACCAACGAUACGCCCUUUCGCUGUGAAAUUUGUGGUAAGUCGUUCACACGGAAGGAGCACUUCACGAACCACAUAAUGUGGCAUACCGGCGAGACACCGCAUCGCUGUGAUUUCUGCUCAAAGACGUUCACUCGGAAGGAGCACCUCUUGAACCACGUUCGCCAGCACACGGGUGAGUCCCCACACCGAUGCGGCUUCUGCUCCAAAUCGUUCACCAGAAAGGAACACCUUGUUAAUCACAUCCGCCAACACACAGGGGAGACGCCAUUCCGCUGCCAGUACUGCCCGAAGGCGUUCACUCGUAAGGAUCACUUGGUUAAUCACGUCAGGCAGCACACGGGUGAGUCACCGCACAAGUGCCAGUAUUGCACCAAAUCGUUCACGCGGAAGGAACAUUUGACCAAUCACGUGCGUCAACACACAGGCGAAUCGCCACACCGAUGUCACUUCUGCUCGAAGUCGUUUACUCGAAAGGAGCACCUGACCAAUCACGUUCGUAUCCAUACUGGGGAAUCGCCACACAGAUGCGAGUUCUGCCAGAGGACCUUUACUAGGAAAGAACAUCUUAACAAUCAUCUUCGCCAACAUACCGGCGAAUCGUCACAUUGCUGCAACGUAUGCUCCAAACCAUUCACCAGAAAAGAACAUCUUGUGAAUCACAUGAGAUGUCAUACAGGCGAACGUCCGUUCGUUUGCACCGAAUGCGGCAAAAGCUUCCCUCUUAAAGGAAAUCUCUUGUUCCACAUGCGAUCCCACAACAAAGGCAGCAACGCGGAAAGACCGUUCAGAUGCGAUCUGUGCCCGAAAGAUUUUAUGUGCAAAGGACACUUGGUGUCCCAUAGACGCUCUCAUUCGGACGAAAGACCGCACAGCUGCCCGGAUUGUGGAAAAACGUUUGUUGAAAAAGGAAAUAUGUUGAGGCAUCUCAGAAAACAUGCAGCUGAGGGACCGCCGACACAAGUCAGCACACCUUCGGCUAUUCCUCAACCAGGAGUUCUCCCUAUUCCUACAGCUGCUGUUUUAGUUGGGCAUCCGUUGGCUCCACCAGCUCCACCGGUUGUGCCCCAACAUACCGUCGUUGUGCCGACACCACCUGGAGUGUUAACGUCGUAUUAAUGAAAUCGCGAACGAUUAUUAACGUUUUAUUAACACAGUGGAUAUAUGUGACAUAAAUUAGUGUUAACUAAUUAUAUAUACAUACAUAUAUAAUACAUACAUAUAUAUAUACAUAUUAUAAAUAGUCGCUUGGCGUGAAAUCUUUGACCCCUUUCUUCUUUUUCUUUUUUGUCAAUUCAUUGAAUUCUUAUACUUCGUAUUUAACCAUCAUGUGUAUACAAAAAGAAUUUUGGCACAUUGAUUAUUACUCUAAAAAAAGAAAUGAUUUUAAAGUCGUUACCAAGGCGGCUAUAGACGGUGGGCAAUUUCAUGUUUAGUGAGUUGAUAGUGUCACUGAGUGAUUGGUAUUCAAAUUUAAUACUUUUAAUCUCGAAGUGAACAGCGUACAUGAUUAACACAAUAUCAUUGAACUGACGUUAAGGGAAAUUUUUAUAAUACCUGAAUUAUCCGACUUAAAUCUACAGUUCAAGAAUGCGAGCGCUUUGUACUUGGCUCGCAAAUUUUAGAACAUGUUGAAUAUCCUUGAGUUAUGUAUAUAAAUCUAAUCUGUCUGUUGAAAGAUGUGCAACUUAGCGAUUGCGAUAUUAAUAAAGUAGAAAUGUUGUAAGAUCUCGCACAUUUUAAUGAAAACAUGAAUUUCGUAUUCCUCUGAAUUGACUAAUUU